This is a messenger RNA of Sparassis crispa, 2757 nucleotides long. RefSeq names its product ATP-dependent DNA helicase CHL1. Gene Ontology annotation, biological process: establishment of sister chromatid cohesion; nucleobase-containing compound metabolic process. Gene Ontology annotation, molecular function: DNA helicase activity; hydrolase activity, acting on acid anhydrides, in phosphorus-containing anhydrides; ATP binding. The transcript has 17 exons. NCBI's taxonomy places the organism in Eukaryota, Fungi, Basidiomycota, Agaricomycetes, Polyporales, Sparassidaceae. Bases 1 to 2757 code for a protein of 918 amino acids. The record is from RefSeq and is a predicted model, not a curated record. Gene Ontology annotation, cellular component: nucleus.
AUGUCUUUGAAACUCACCACCCCAGAGGCUUUUCCUGCGUUUCCAUUCACUCCCUACCAUAUCCAACUCGAUCUCAUGCGCCACCUAUAUACCUCUAUCGAGGAUAGAAAAGUUAGCAUCGUCGAAAGUCCCACUGGCACAGGAAAGACACUCAGUCUUUUAUGUGCCUCGUUGACAUGGUUGAGAGAUGAGCAGAACAGAGCACGACAGGGACAGUUGGAUGCUCUGGCAGGUGAUGGCCCUGACUGGGUUCUUUCCCAGACAGUUGAACGGCGUCGUCGCGAACUGGAGGCUGACGAGCUCGAGUAUGCUGCAGCUUUGGCCAAAGCGCGAAAGAAAGAAGCAGCGAUGCGGAUGUUGGCCAACGGCCGCGUACGCAAACGAAUGAAACUAGUAGCAACUGAGGAUACGUCGAACGAUGUACUGGGUGACGAAGAUGCCGCGUUCUUGCCUGACUCCCAAGCGCUCUCUGAUGACAACGCAGAGCAGAGCAAUAUCUCCCCUGCUGUUCGUGCACUUAUGCAGAAGUUGCAGCAAGGCGCGACCGCGUCAACAUCGAGACACGUUCAUGAUCAGGAGCCAACUUGUACAAAAAUCUAUUACGCUUCUCGUACACACUCCCAGCUAGCUCAAGUUCUGCACGAACUUCGGAAACUCCAACUGUUGCUGAAUGUCUCUGUAGCAGUUUCACCGGGGGCACCACAGUCUUCAUUACCUUCCAUUGCCGUAGGGACUCACACGAAGCGCCCCAUCUUAGCAGUUAACCUGGAAGCCGAUAAGGAUGGGGAUUCUGCAGAUGAUAUCAGCGACAACUCAUGCAAUGUUCGUGCAGUGUCGUUAGGCUCGCGUAAACAGCUUUGUAUCAACCAAUCACUACGUGGGCAUGUGGGGGAUCUUGAUGAAGCAUGCAGACAGAUGCUCAGUGAGAAAGGAAAGAAGCGUUGCGGGUUUCUCCCUCCACAGGACGAAGAAAUCCAUAUGCUUGAUUUACGAGAUCAGAUCCUUGCAACACCGAAGGAUAUUGAAGAUUUACUUCUUACGGGGAAAAUUGCAGAAACAUGUCCGUAUUUUGGCUCGCGACGGGCAAUUCCACAAGCACAGCUUGUGCUGCUUCCAUACAAUCUGCUUCUUCAGAAGACUGCUCGUGAAGCAUUAGGAAUCAACUUGAAGGACCAAGUUGUAAUCAUCGACGAAGCGCACAACCUCAUCUCUACGCUUCUAUCCCUAUCAACCACCUGUUUACCUCUACGCACGCUAUCCACUGCAAGGCAUCAACUCUCGAUCUACCUCUCGCGCUUCCGGACUCGCCUGGCUACCGCGCACGCUCUGCAUCUCGCUCGCCUCAUGGGCCUGUUGGAUGUUCUCACGCAGUAUGCCGAGGAGUGGCGUGAUAUGCAAACUCCUAGAGGUGGCGAAGAUCGGCAGGAGCCGGCCAGGAAGACCGAGUCGAAGCACCGUUGCUCGAGUGUAGAGGUCAUCACCUCCGAUGAGUUACUCCGACGAUUGGGCCGCAAAGCAGAGGGCGUCAAUUUGCUAGAAGUCGAGAGAUAUCUUCGGAAUAGCAAGAUUGCGCGUAAGAUAUCUGCGUAUUCCUUGAAGGCGUUAGAGAAGGCAGCCGGUCACGAUCCGGCGAAGUUGUCCAAAUUAGCACGACUCUCAAGCAACACACCACCUCUGCAUGCAGUAGAAAAUUUCAUUUCGGCGCUGACGGCCGCAAGUGAUGAUGGCCGCGUGACUUUUUCAAUGGUGGACCGCCAGGUCGAGAUUAAAUACCAGCACUUGAAUCCAUCAACAUACUUCCAGGAGGUGAUCGAUGAAGCCAGGUCGGUUGUAUUGGCCGGUGGCACCAUGUCUCCGAUUUCGGACAUGACUAAUCAGUUGUUUGCCGACCUACCGGGCGAGCGCAUGUCCACCUUCUCGUGUGGGCAUAUCAUACCACCGGCGAACUUGCAAACUCUGGUGUUAAAGAGGGGCCCCCGUGGACAUGAAAUGCAGUUCAAAUUUGAGCAGCGCAGUGAUCUGCAAGUUAUUGCAGAACUCGGUCAGAUGCUUGUGAAUUUCGCGAGCAUCAUUCCCGGCGGGAUGGUCGUCUUUCUUCCCUCGUAUGCUUUUCUGCACACGGUGAUGAUCGCAUGGGAGAAGAGUGGUCUGCUGGUGAAGAUCGCUGCUAAAAAGAGGGUCUUCUCGGAACCACAGGAAAGUGGCCAGGUAGAGACCGUAUUGCGGGAGUACGCUACGGAGAUCCACGAUUGGCCGCAAAAUAUCGCCUGUGCAUCUGCCGAGCCCAGAAGCAGCAAGGCCGGUGCGAUGCUCUUCGCAGUGAUCGGUGCCAAACUGUCAGAGGGACUGAACUUCACGGACGACCUCGCUCGCGCCGUGAUCAUCAUUGGACUGCCAUUCGCUAACCUCGCGUCGCCGGAGCUGCGCGAGCGGAUGAACUAUGUCAAUAGGUUGGAACAGCGUCGCUCUGGUGGGGGUGGCGUUGGAGCCCAUGUGAAGGCACCCAACGGUGCGAAAGACGCCGCGACCGAACUUUACGAGAACAUGUGCAUGAACGCGGUUAACCAAAGUAUAGGACGUGCAAUCCGGCAUCGAGGAGAUUGGGCAUCUCUAGUGCUUGUCGACAGUAGAUACACUUCACCCCGUAUCCGUAACAAGCUGCCUAAUUGGAUCGGCAAGAAUACGAUCGUCACCGAUGGCUUUGGACAAGCCAUGAAAGAGAUGGGCAAAUUUUAUCGGAGCAGGAGGGAAGGCUAG